CUCCCCUACAUUUUCCCACUUCUCCUUUCAACUCACUUAUGGCUACACAUGCUUCCUCUUCUUCAUCAUCACCAUCUUCAUUUUCUUCUCCAAGAUCUAGCAUGUUUUAUUAUGCUGGAAGUGAAGAUCACUAUGAGGAGCCUCACUUCCUCCAAGCUUGUUUUCUUUGCAGAAAACCUCUUGGCCAAAACAGUGACAUCUUUAUGUACAGAGGGAACACACCAUUCUGUAGCAAAGAGUGUAGGCAGGAGCAGAUAGAGAUUGAUGAAGCAAAGGAGAAAAAUUGGAAGCUUUCAUCCAAAAGGGGUGUAAGACAAUCAGAGACAAACCAAAAUUCUACACCUAAUAAGACUGUAAGAACAGGCACAGUUGCAGUGGCCUAAUUAAAAUAAUCCAUGAUAUGAGAUUGGUGAAAGAAUCCAAUUUUUGAAGAAGAAAAAAUGAGGAAAUGGAAAAUUCCCAACAAAGAAGAGCAAAUAUUCAUUAAGAUUCUGAUAAACCAGGAUGAAUCUUUUGCUACUUUUGUAAAGUAGUAGUUGGGUUUCCAGUGAUCAUAGAGAAAAAUCCAACAAAGAAUUUGGGCUCUUUUUUGUUUCUGUUCUUGGUAACUUGGUUUACCCUUUUAUUUCUUUUAUUUUGAGUUUAUUUAAGAAGGCAUGUAGAUAUUGAGAUGCCCUUUAAUUUUCAAGAAAUUUGAGGCAACUGAAAACAAAGUAUCAAAGAUACUUAAUUUAAGAUCUAGAUGUGUGAAACUUUGUUACAUUCUUCCACUAUCAUGUGUCCAUGGAAAAUCUUUAUUUUCCUUUCAAUAAAG
Messenger RNA from Gastrolobium bilobum, 814 nucleotides. Its product is annotated as FCS-Like Zinc finger 3. The coding region runs from base 39 to 383 and encodes 114 amino acids. The transcript is spliced from 2 exons. The record is from RefSeq and is a predicted model, not a curated record. NCBI's taxonomy places the organism in Eukaryota, Viridiplantae, Streptophyta, Magnoliopsida, Fabales, Fabaceae.